AUGUCGGUGGCGUGCGGCAUGGAGUGCGUGGUGAUGUUGGGCUGUAUGCGCUGGGUGUGGCGGCGCUGCACCUACAUCGGCGCCGACGACAGCGCCACGUGGACAUCCGCCACCCCCGUCGAGUUCGACCCCGUCCCCCGCAUCAGCCGCUUGAUCCUCGCCGUCUACGAGCCCGAUCUCCACCACCCCAACUUCAUCCCCACCAUCGGAUUCCGCCCCAACCCCGACUGGGUCGUCAAGCGCGUCACCUACGAGCAGACCCACGGCCACGCCCCGCCCUACCUCAUCUACGUCGACCACGACCACAAGGAGCUCGUCCUCGCGAUCCGCGGCCUCAAUUUGGUCAAAGAGAGCGACUACAAGCUCCUGCUCGACAACAAGCUCGGAAUGCAGAUGUUCGAUGGCGGGUACGUGCACCAUGGCCUGUUGAAGUCGGCGAUUUGGCUGCUCAACGAAGAAGGCGAGACUUUGAAGCGGCUGUGGCUCGAGAACGGCUCUAAUUACGACAUGGUGUUCGCCGGCCACUCUUUGGGGUCUGGUGUGGCGGCUCUGUUGACUGUGAUUGUGGUGAACCACAGGAACAGGCUGGGUGGGAUCCCCAGGAGCAAGGUCAGGUGCUACGCGCUCGCUCCGGCGCGUUGUAUGUCGUUGAAUUUGGCCGUCAAGUAUGCCGAUGUUAUAUACUCUGUGGUUUUGCAGGAUGAUUUCUUGCCAAGAACUGCCACCCCCUUGGAGGAUAUUUUCAAGUCAAUUUUUUGCUUGCCCUGCCUGUUAUUUUUGGUUUGUUUGAGAGAUACCUUCAUACCAGAAGGUAGAAAGCUUAGAGAUCCCAGAAGGCUUUAUGCACCCGGCCGGAUGUAUCAUAUUGUAGAGCGCAAAUUUUGCAGAUGUGGGAGGUAUCCUCCAGAAGUCCGAACUGCCAUUCCUGUUGAAGGGAGAUUCGAACAUAUUGUCUUGUCAUGUAACGCCACAUCUGAUCAUGGAAUUAUCUGGAUAGAAAGGGAAGCAGACAAGGCUUUACAAAGAAUGAAGGAAAGUAGUUCAGAGACCAUAACAACUGCUCCAAAAGUACAAAAACUAGAAAGGUUGCAGACCAUUGAAAAAGAACACAAAGAUGCAUUGGAAAGAGCUGUCAGUUUGAACAUACCUCAUGCGGUAACAUCCAACGAGGAAGCCGCCGAAGACCAAGAACCAGAGGGUCCAAAGAGUGAGACUGAGAGUAAAGACCCUUCGGACACAAAGUCAAAGUCCACUGGGGGAAGGGCGAAGUGGGAUGAUGUAGUUGAAAAGCUUUUCAAGAAAAAGGAGUCUGGGGAUGUACUGCUAAAUAGAGAUUCAACUGCCCCAGAAUAG
Messenger RNA from Prunus armeniaca (apricot), 1353 nucleotides. The record is from the annotation of a GenBank genome assembly. Lineage: Eukaryota; Viridiplantae; Streptophyta; Magnoliopsida; Rosales; Rosaceae.